Mercurialis annua (annual mercury) is the source of this 1482-nucleotide messenger RNA. RefSeq lists its product as uncharacterized. The transcript is spliced from 5 exons. The record is from RefSeq and is a predicted model, not a curated record. Lineage: Eukaryota; Viridiplantae; Streptophyta; Magnoliopsida; Malpighiales; Euphorbiaceae. The coding region runs from base 1 to 1482 and encodes 493 amino acids.
AUGAAUAACGAGGGAAACAAUUAUGAUCAAGAGGAGAGGUUCAAUCCUCUAAUGGAUGGAGGGGAACAACAAUAUCCACCCGCUCCUCCAUUAGGGAAUGUGAACCGACCAAGGCAACAAGACCACCCAAGGGAUGAUCGACCCCAAGUGCACGCACAAGUGCCAAACCAACAAAGACAAACUUUGGGCGAGUUUUUCUUGCCGGAUCUGGAUAAUGCCACUUUUGGAUGCUUUGCAAUGCCGGUUCAAGCGCUUCAUGGGAUAACGGCGGACCAAAUUAAGCUUCGGAUGUUCCCCUUCUCCUUGAGGGACAAAGCUAGCAUUUGGUUACAUUCUCUACCAAAUGAGUCUAUUCACAAUUGGAGAGAGUUGGCUCAAGCUUUUCUCAACAAAUAUUUUCCUCAUGGCAAGACUACAAAAUUGACUAAGGACAUACUUGAGUUUGUCCAAUUUGAAGGAGAAUCACUUCAUGAGGCGUGGGAGCGGUUCAAGGAUUUACAACGGAGUGUGCCUCAUCAUCGGCUCAAUAGAGAGCAUGUUAUACAAAUAUUUUAUGAUGGGACAAAUGUCACUACCCGAGCUACUAUUGAUGCGGCUUCGGGCGGUUCGCUUAUGCAAAAGACUUAUGAAGAAGCUCUUGAAUUGGUGGAAAAAUUAGCCGUGGUUAGUAGUACUUGGGGUCCUAUGAAGAGAAGAGCGCCACCAAAUCAAAAGUCACUCAUGACUCUUGAUCAAGUGAGGGAGAUGGAGUCCAUAAAAGCCACAAAUGCUUCGCUUCAAGCUCAAGUGGAUGCUCUCAAGAAACAAGUCGCUCCUAUGCAAAGGAAUGCUCCGGUGGCUUAUGUUCAAGUCGGUUGUGAGUUUUGUGGUGAUUUUGGCCAUUCGGGAGGAGAGUGCCUAGUUACGGGUCAAGCCUUGAGUGAGCAAGUGAAUUACAUUGGGGGUCAAAGGCAAGCUAAUGAUCGGCAAGGCAAUGCUCAAGGGUCUAAUCAAGCGGGUUCAAGCUUUCAAGGCAACAAUAGGCCUCCACAACAACAAGGUCACUAUGAAGGCAAUCAAGGCCAAGGGUAUAAUUAUGGUGAUAGACCUCAACAUCCUCCCGGGUUUCAACCUCAAAGAAACAUGGAUGAAGGGAAUAUGCUUGCUAAGUUGAUGGAUGAGCUUAGAGAGAUGAAGCAACUUCAAAAGAAUCAAGCCGCCACUAAUCAAAUGCUUGAGACUCAAAUCUCUCAACUUGCUAUCAAUCUUCAAGGUAGACCACAAGGGGGAUUGCCAUCUACUACGGAGAAUAACCCUAGAGAACAUGUUAAGGCGAGGCAAGUUGUCGAGGAGGAUGAGCCUCAAGUGGUAAUUGACAUAGCAAGUUCAAGUCAAGAGUUGCCAAAGGAAUGUGAGGAAGUGGUUGUCGAGAUUGAAGAGCCCUAUGUGAGGCCGCCUGUCGGAAAUGAGAUUCAAGUCAAGAAGUAUGGUGAGAAUAAAUGA